Messenger RNA from Elephantulus edwardii (Cape elephant shrew), 2289 nucleotides. RefSeq names its product dipeptidyl-peptidase 4 (gene DPP4). The transcript is spliced from 26 exons. Gene Ontology annotation, molecular function: dipeptidyl-peptidase activity; serine-type endopeptidase activity. The record is from RefSeq and is a predicted model, not a curated record. Gene Ontology annotation, biological process: proteolysis. NCBI's taxonomy places the organism in Eukaryota, Metazoa, Chordata, Mammalia, Macroscelidea, Macroscelididae. The coding region runs from base 1 to 2289 and encodes 762 amino acids.
AUGAUGACACUGUGGAAGGUCCUCUUGGGACUCCUGGGUGCUGCUGCGCUCAUCACCGUCAUCACUGUGCCCGUGGUUUUGCUGAACAAAGAGAAUGCUGACAGUCGCAGAACUUAUACUUUAACUGAUUAUUUAAAAAAUACUUUUAGAAUGAAAUACUACUCCCUACGGUGGAUUUCAGAUCAUGAGUACCUCUACAAACAAGAUAAUAAUAUACUGCUCUUCAAUGCAGAAUAUGGAAACAGCUCCGUUUUCUUGGAGAACAGUACAUUUGAUCAAUUUGGAUAUUCUACACAUGAUUACUCAGUGUCUCCUGAUGGACAGUUUGUUCUCUUAGAGUACAACUACGUGAAGCGAUGGAGGCAUUCUUAUACAGCUUCAUACGACAUUUAUGAUAUGAAUCAAAGGCAACUGAUUACAGAUGCGAGAAUUCCAAACAACACACAGUGGAUCACGUGGUCACCAGUGGGCCAUAAAUUGGCAUAUGUUUGGGACAAUGAUAUUUAUGUUAAAAGUGAACCAUAUUUGCCAAGUCAGAGGAUCACAUGGACUGGAGAAGAAGAUGUAAUAUUUAAUGGACUCACGGACUGGGUUUAUGAAGAGGAAGUCUUCAGUUCCUACUCUGCUCUGUGGUGGUCUCCAAACGGCACUUUUUUAGCAUAUGCCCAAUUUAACGACACAGGCGUCCCGCUUAUUGAAUACUCCUUCUACUCUGAUGAGUCACUGCAGUACCCAAAGACGGUGAAGAUUCCAUAUCCAAAGGCUGGGGCUGUGAAUCCAACUGUAAAGUUUUUUAUUGUAAAUACAGAAUCCCUCAACGGAACCACCAAUGCAACUUCUGUACAAAUUACGGCUCCUGCUUCCAUAUUGAUAGGAGAACAUUACUUGUGUGAUGUGACGUGGGCAACCCCAGAAAGGAUCUCUCUGCAGUGGCUCAAGAGAAUUCAGAACUAUUCUGUGAUGGAUAUCUGUGACUAUGACAAAUCCAGUGAGAGAUGGACAUGCUCAGUGGCACGACAACACAUUGAAGUGAGCACCACUGGCUGGGUUGGAAGAUUUAGGCCUUCCGAACCUCACUUCACAUCAGAUGGUAAUAUGUUCUACAAAAUCAUAAGCAAUGAAGAAGGCUACAAACACAUCUGCCGUUUCCAAAUAGAUAAUCAACACUGUACAUUUAUUACAAAAGGAGCCUGGGAGGUCAUCAGGAUCGAAGUGCUUACCAACGAACACCUAUACUACAUUAGCAAUCAAUAUAAUGGAAUUCCAGGAGGAAGAAAUCUGUAUAAAGUCCAACUUAAUGAUCCUACAAAAGUGGAAUGCAUUACUUGUAAGCUGGUUCCAGAAGAAAGUAAAUACUAUUCUGUAUCAUUUAGUAAAGAGGCAAAGUAUUAUCAGCUGAUAUACUCAGGUCCUGAUCUACCACGCUAUACUCUGCAUCGCAGUAGCACUGAUGAAGAACUGAGAGUCUUGGAAGACAACUCAGCUUUGAGGAACAUGCUGGAGGAUGUGCAGAUGCCCUCAAAAGAACUGGGUACCCUUGUUUUGAAUGGGAUAAAGUUUUGGUAUCAGAUGAUCUUGCCUCCUCAUUUUCAUAGAUCUAAGAAAUAUCCUUUACUUUUAGAUGUAUAUGCAGGCCCCUGUAGCCAAAAAGCAGAUGCUGCCUUCAGACUCAACUGGGCUACUUACCUUGCAAGCACAGAAAAUAUUAUAGUAGCUAGCUUUGAUGGCAGAGGAAGUGGUUACCAAGGAGAUAAGAUCAUGCAUGCAAUAUACAGAAGACUGGGAACAUUUGAAGUUGAAGAUCAAAUUGAAGCAGCCAGGCAAUUUUCAAAAAUGGAAUUUGUGGAUGACAAGCGGAUUGCAAUUUGGGGCUGGUCAUAUGGAGGGUAUGUAACCUCGAUGGUCCUGGGAUCUGGAAGUGGCGUCUUCAAGUGUGGAAUAGCUGUGGCACCUGUGUCACGCUGGGAGUACUAUGACUCAGUGUAUACAGAACGUUACAUGGGCCUCCCAACUCCAGAAGACAACCUUGACCAUUACAAGAAUUCAACAGUCAUGAGCAGAGCUGAAAAUUUUAAGCAAGUUGAGUACCUCCUUAUUCAUGGAACAGCAGAUGAUAACGUUCAUUUUCAGCAGUCAGCUCAGAUCUCCAAAGCACUGGUGGAUGCCGGAGUGGAUUUCCAGGCAAUGUGGUAUACUGACGAGGACCAUGGCAUUGCCACCAGCACAGCCCACCAGCAUAUAUACACUCACAUGAGCCACUUCCUAAAACAAUGCUUCUCACUUCCUUAA